AUCACAAAAUACCAAAGAUACAUAUACACAUGUAAACGAGACAGGACAACAAAACUUAAAACUUCAAAACUUUCAAAAUGACAUUUUUCAAUGCGUUGGAUAUAUUGGAGAGUAGUGGGAAAAAUGACAUGGCUUAUGUGACGGACUUUGCAGCACACAAGAUUGUCUACCUGCUGACUGUCUAUCUACCUCUGCUAAUGGGAAGCUUCCUCUACUCGCAGGAGUAUCUAGGCAGCAAGAUUGCCUGUUUCCCAACACCUGGGAUGUCCAAGGAUACACUAGAGGCUGUAAAUGUACACUGCUGGGUUAAGGGUUACUACACAAGCCUGGACCUGAACAAUACAACAAUGACAUCACAAUUACAGCAAGUUCUCAGCCAACCACAGCGCUUCUUUGCAAUCUAUCUUGGCAUGCAGGCUGUUCUAUGCACACUCCCCCUGCUGUUCUGGAAUGCUACAAUGAAAUCUUCCCUGUUGGGCAUAGUGGAAUCAACUGACCAUUUUCUGCGAGACCUCACAAAACUCUUAACUGAUGAGUCCCAAAAGCUUGCAGCAAUAAAGGACAAGUGUUCCGACAGAAUCAAAAUGUAUUAUGAGGUCGCAAUGGACUUUGCAAAGAACUCAAGUAUAACUUCACGAUUUUUCAUACGAAUGUUGCUUGAAUUCAUCAUAUUUGGUGCUUUGAUUCUCCUACAGUUUUACAUCUAUGAUUACAAGCCCGGCAAAAAUUACUAUUGUAUUAUGCCAGAUGGUCAAGUUUCUGAUGCACAUUGCACAGUUGCAAUGUUGGAUCUCCUCGAUAAAAUCUGGUAUGCAAAUAUUGGAGCAUUGGGUCUUGCAGGGUUAAUUGAUUGUCUUUACUUAAUAGGGGCAGCUAUCAAUAUGUGCAGUGAUUCAGCACGGGAAUUUUUCAGUGAGUUACCGUUUGAGCCCUCUCUUCCCCAGCUCACACGGUGGAACACGUGCACCCAAAUGUUCUCAUUUAAGAUGUUAGUGUUGCUAUUUCGCGAAAAUAAUGCAGUUAUGAGUCAGUUGUAUGUCCUGAAAUCGGCUGUGGUUGGAGACAAUGAAGCAGGAGUUCCACCAGUAAAUAAUGGGGAUCAGAGAGAGGCUACUGGGACAUUUAAUCGCUUCAGUGACCCAGCUAAACAUGUGACUCUUGAAACUGACACAUGGCAGAGGAGGAGCCAGGUGAUGCAACAGCAGCAGUAAAACAGCAUCUUAUUUUACAUAAUACAGUGUCUUUAUCAUAAUUCAUUUUGAAUCAAAAGCUUUUGAAAGUACUGUGAUAUUGGUAUUUUAUAUUUGACAAAUUAAAUAAUAAAUUAAUCAUUCUGAUUCAAAUGUGUAUAACUUGUACUAGAUAGUAUAAUAAAAUGCAUGACUUCAAAAUGUUCAUAGGUUUCCUAUGCUGCCCUUUGUGCUUUGACUUUUGCUUAAAGUCCGAUCUAUAGAUCAUAUAUUCUUCACUGAACCUGUAAAGUGGAUCACCUCCAUUUAGUGAAACGUUUAAAGUUACAUGCAAUAAACCUUCCUCUGUAAAUAGAACACCUCCAAAGUUGAACACUAUAAAGCUCCCAAAGGUAUUCAAUUUAGAGAGGUUUAACAGGGAAAGCUCAGAACAAAUCAAUAAUAGGUCUGGAUAAGUGAUUUCAAUGUCCUCAUGGAUGUGUUGUUUUUCCAAAUUGAAUCCAUGCCACAUUUUCAAGUUCAAGUAAAUUAGUUCAAGAAUAUUAUAUAUAGC
Molecule: messenger RNA, 1743 nt
Organism: Owenia fusiformis
Lineage: Eukaryota; Metazoa; Annelida; Polychaeta; Sabellida; Oweniidae
Source: the annotation of a GenBank genome assembly